GAAAGGACCUGUAGGGCAGAUUAGGGAAAGGAAAGGAAGAGGAAGGGCGAAGAAUCAUGACGGCUCUGGUGGCGGUGUGCAGUGGUGUAGGGAGGAAAAACUUGACCACAGCUGCAGUCUGCCUCGCGGAUCGCGGAGUUCACACGGUGCUGUGGAGAAGAUGUUGUGCACAGUAUAAACAGGUAGCCAGCAAUGAGGACCUGCCAAUCCCGAUGGAAAACCCCUAUAAGGAGCCCCUUAAGAGGUGUGUCUUGUGUGAGAAACGUGUGGAUUAUAAGAAUGUACAGCUUUUGUCCCAGUUUAUCUCUCCAUUUACCGGAUGCAUUUACGGACGGCACAUAACAGGUCUUUGUGGGAAGAAACAGAAAGAAGUAACGAAAGCCAUUAAGAGAGCUCAGAAAAUGGGAUUUAUGCCAGUUACAUACAAGGAUCCGGCAUAUCUCAAAGACCCUAAAGUGUGUAACAUCAAGUACCGGGAAUAAACUGUGUGAAGUUACUGCCAAUAAACCUGGAAGUGAACAUGUUGGCACUGAUGGA
Molecule: messenger RNA, 537 nt
Organism: Alexandromys fortis (reed vole)
Lineage: Eukaryota; Metazoa; Chordata; Mammalia; Rodentia; Cricetidae
Gene: Mrps18c
Product: mitochondrial ribosomal protein S18C
Exons: 6
Coding region: 57-482 (141 amino acids)
Biological process (GO): mitochondrial translation
Cellular component (GO): ribosome; mitochondrial small ribosomal subunit
Molecular function (GO): small ribosomal subunit rRNA binding; structural constituent of ribosome
Source: RefSeq, a predicted model, not a curated record